GUGGUUGACUUCCCUUUAAGGAAAACUUCUCUCUCCAAUAUUGCAAAAGUCUUGCACAGUUUGGUACGUUUUUAUUAACUGAGUCAUUUCCUCAAAGACAGUUCCAUUUAUAGACAUGGAGCUGGAACCUGAAGUGUGAAAAGUCAGCUGGUCACAACAUCUGAGUUUGAGAACGUCUCGCGAUUUUCCUUUUGGUUUGUUUUGAAUGAUCUAUUCACUUCGAAAUCAAUAACUUUGUCCUUAGUAAUUUAGAGAUUCGUUAGAUUAUGAUUAAGAAAAAUCAUUUCAAAGGUGUUUGUGACCUUGAGCAACUAAACGAACGAUAGGUCAGGUAAUCAAGCCGAAACAACAGUAAUCCAGCUUGGAUUGUUUGAUAGUAAGUUCGGUUGUGCUUUGACAUUUACUUAAUUAUUGAACCUUCGCGCGUGACUUUAUGCCUUCUGUGGGUGGGUUCACUUCCAGCCAAUCAGAUUGUGUUUCCUGUUGAUUUGACUUUCUUCUGGUAAAUAUUAACCCGCGGUGAAAUUGCAACUUACAACCCAACAUUCAUUCUUGUCAUAAUUUUCUCUUCGACUUAACUGAAUACUCUAUUUAAUAACUUGUUAAUAACUUGCUUUGGAACGCUCGGACAUUAUAUUACCCAUAACCUAGUACAAUACUACUAAAUAGGAUUUGUUAGCACCUGGCUCAACUGUUGGGUAAAAUGACCCGUGGGUUAUUUUGGCAGCCGGGUGAGUGCGGCUUGAAUCUUCUGGCAGCAUGGGCUGUUGUUCUGGUCCUGAUGUGUGGAUCGAGUGAAGGUGUGACUGCUAAUAGAUGGGACUGGUCUCAGCUGAAGCAGACGUGGUACAAGCAGCAGUUCAAGAAGAUUGAAUCUACUUGUGACAGUAUCCCUGACUACAAUAGGUUAGAUUGUUUUCCUGACACUGGAUCAAACGAGCAAGACUGCAUUGACCGGGGCUGCUGCUGGCAGCCUGCCUCCGACUACUUUAAUGUUCCCUAUUGCUACUACUCCGGAACAUACCAGCAGACCGGAUACCAAAUGGGCAAAAUGACCACCGUCAACAAAACAUACAUGUACGUUGACGCCACACGGCGAGAACCGAGUUGGAUGAAAAACGACAUCAAAACUAUCCGAACUGCAAUUUCGUACGAAACCGAAAGCCGAAUUAGGGUUAAGAUUUACGACCCACAGAACACGAGAUAUGAGAUCCCGCAACGUCUAGUGGAGCGUCCUGUGGACGGAAACUACGCGUACGACGGAACCCCUGAUUACAUCGCGACAGUCAACGAGGGAAGCGCGUACCAAAUUCGAAUCCAAAGACGAAACGGUGGCGACACGCUCCUCAAGUCCGUUCCCGACAACUUCAUUGUUGCAGACCAAUUUCUCCAAAUGUCAUUCACGGAAUCAGGCUCAAAACUCUACGGAAUCGGGGAGCAUCGGGGACCCUUGAUGUACAACAUGACGGCGGGCAAGCGGGUCGCCCUUUGGGCGCGUGAUCAACCACUAAACACUGGGUGUAAUGAGUACGGGUCCCAUCCCAUGUAUAUGUUGUACGAGGACAGUGGAAACGCACACGGAGUUGUCCUCAUGAACAGCAAUGCAAUGGACGUGACUUUACAGCCAGGCAACAUGAUCACGUGGCGAACUAUCGGUGGGAUCUUAGACUUCUACAUCUUCACUGGACCGACUCCGAAAGACGUCAUCAAGCAGUACUUCAAAGUCAUCGGUCGACCGGAGAUCCCACCCUAUUGGGCACUAGGGUUCAACUUGUGCAGAUAUGGGUAUGGAAGCAGUGAAGAGACUUGGAAGGUCGUGAACAGAACCAGAGCAGUCGGAUUCCCACAAGAGGUGCAAUGGAACGACAUUGACUACAUGGACGAGUACAUGGACUUCACCUAUGACCACGGCAACUACUCCACUCUGCCCCAACUGGUGGCCGAUUUGCACAACAACAACCAGAAGUACAUCAUGAUCCUGGACCCUGGCAUCUACGACCAGAAGUCCAAUGACGCCCUGGAACAGGGCAACAAAAUGGGCAUCUGGAUCAACCAGACUGACGGGGUCACCCCCCUGGAGGGACAGGUGUGGCCAGGUCUAGUCCACUACCCCGAUUUCACCAGCAGCCGCAUUGACGAAUUCUGGACAACUCAGAUGCAAAACUACCACGCACAGAUCCCAUAUGACGGAGUGUGGAUAGACAUGAACGAACCUUCCAAUUUCGUGGACGGAUCGACCAGUGGGUGCUCCUCGAACACAUACGAGAGCCCGCCUUACACACCUUCCAUUUGUGGCGCUCUUCAAACCAAAACCAUCUGCCAAUCCGCAAAACAAGAAGCUGGAAUCCAUUACAAUUUGCACAAUAUGUACGGACAUACAGAAGGAAUAGCCACGAAACAUGGGCUGGAAAAGAUCUUCCCGGGUAAAAGAAACGUGAUCAUUUCCAGGAGCACCUUCAUGAGCUCUGGACGGUAUGUGGGCCACUGGACUGGCGACAAUUUUGCCUCGUGGGAUGACCUGAAAUAUAGUAUUGCGUCGACUAUCAACACUAAUCUGUUUGGAAUCAGCUUCACUGGUGCGGAUAUCUGUGGCUUCCUGCAGGAUACGACUGAGGAGUUGUGCACCCGCUGGAUGCAGAUGGGCGCCUUCUACACCUUCUUCAGGAACCACAACGACAUCGCCGCCAAGGACCAGGACCCGGCUGUAUGGUCCUCCGAUGCCAUACAGAACAUGAAGCACUACGCACUUCUCAGAUACAGCUACCUGCCCUACCUAUAUGCGGAACUGUAUCUGGCGGCCACUGAGGGUUCCACAGUGUCCACUGCUCUAGCCUUCGACUUCAUCGAGGACGAGAACACCCACCCCAUAGACACCCAGUUCCUGUGGGGGUCUGCAAUCAUGGUCGUCCCAGUACUAGACGAGGGCGCAACUCAAGUGUCCGCUUACUUCCCCAAAGACAGCUACUGGUAUGCUCUUGAGAACCCAUCUGACACUUUCCAAGGAGGCAAGUACUACACAGUGCAGGCACCCCUCUCUAAACUACCUCUGUUCGUCAAAGCGGGAAGUUUACUCGUGAGUCAGAAACCGGAACUCACUUUGACAGACGCACGGAAGAAUUCCCUCACCAUGGAGAUCUUCAUGCCCAUAGAAGCCAACGAGGGUUCUGGACACUUCUUCUGGGACGAUGGCGAAACUGAUCUAGGAAAGGGAAAGUUCACCUAUGUCAAGUUCUUUUUCCACAGAAUAAUGGGCAAACAAAGCGGCUGGGUGCUCAAAACUGAAAUCAGGAAAGACACGCAUAAAGACGUUCCGGUCUUGGAUAAGAUUAAAGUACAUGGCAUGGACUCAUUUGUCUCAGUUUACGUAGACCAAUUCACGAAAGAAUCGGACAAGUAUAGAGAUGGAAAAACAGGGGCCUUAGUCGUGGAAAAAUUGGGAAUCAACCUUAGAAAGAAGCUUAACAUUUUCUUUUUCACAAGUGAGUGAAACCAGCGCAUAAUUUUAUCGACUCUCUGAAAACAGAUUUAUUUAUUCCAAAAAUAGAUAUUUAUUAGCGUUUCACAGUAAAUUUUCAAUUCAUUUUUGUUUUAUA
Symsagittifera roscoffensis is the source of this 3593-nucleotide messenger RNA. Its product is annotated as lysosomal alpha-glucosidase-like. Gene Ontology annotation, biological process: carbohydrate metabolic process. The coding region runs from base 704 to 3487 and encodes 927 amino acids. The record is from RefSeq and is a predicted model, not a curated record. NCBI's taxonomy places the organism in Eukaryota, Metazoa, Xenacoelomorpha, Acoela, Convolutidae. Gene Ontology annotation, molecular function: alpha-1,4-glucosidase activity; carbohydrate binding. The transcript is spliced from 8 exons.